AUGUCUUCUCAUCGCCCACUCCCCAUGUCUGGGGUAUGGGAGAGUCCUGAUGCCUACAUUAAGGCCCUCCUCUCCUUCUCAACUACAUCGCUACUCUUCCUGAAUUUGUGUGGUGGCGUACAUAUGGUCGACUUUUUGACCCGCCAACCUGAUAUGUAUACAACACUACUGCCGGAAGAAUGGAGAGUUUUCUUUGAAUACCAUGAUGUUCAAGAUAUUAUCCAUCUCUUGCUACGAGAGGAUAUUGAACAAUUACAACAUGCUGUCGACCCUAGUUGUCGCACUUGGAAGGGAGGGGCAUUCCCUCCCCAGAGUCUUUUAGACUACAUUUCCAAUGUUCGCCAACUGACACUUCAACGAGAAAAUUGUACCUCAACUCUGGAAAAGGUCGACUUGCCAAAGCAGGUAGCCAUGCGCAUGAACAAAAAGAAAGUUCACGAGGUCGAAUGCCUUUCGCGAUAUGUUGCAUCCCUAUCAGACACUGUUCAUGAGUCUCGAGGUGAACCAGUCUCUCAUAUUGUGGAUUUUGGCUCUGGGCAGAAUUAUCUUGGACGAACACUGGCCAGCUCGCCGUAUCAUAAACAUGUUAUCGCAAUUGAGCGUAAACAUCAAUACAUCAGCGGGGCGAGAGACAUGGAUAUUCGAGCCAAGUUGGCCAAGGAUCCAAAGGCUGUAUAUUCGAAUAAUGAUAAAGACUUGAAGUCAGAGGAUGGGUCAAAAGCUUCUGUGGAAGUGAUUAUUCCUAAAAGCCUUGAUAGUCAUCAGCUUACAAAUGAUAUCUCGAUCAACAAGGAUACAGCUGUGACACAGAUGCUGGACGAAAUCAGCCUUGAGCCAGACGAGUUACUCGGAUCUCUCACCAAAAAUCCCUCAAGAACAAAGACGGUGAAGCCAGAGAUGGAUCAUCGAGGUACUCUCAGCUAUAUCGAACAUGAAAUUCAGGAUGGCUACUUGGAGCCUAUCAUUGACCAUGUCGUUAAUCCACCCACCGACUCUACUGAGAUUUCAGAUGCAGGAGACGGUGCACAUAAUGAUGCCCAAAUAAUGGUUGUUUCCCUUCACUCUUGCGGAAACCUUGUUCAUCACGGCUUGCGAUCUCUGAUUCUGAAUCCCUCGAUUGUGGCCGUCGCUAUGAUCGGCUGCUGUUACAAUUUGUUGACUGAACGCCUCGGUCCAGCCACUCAUAAUCUCCCUAUCCUUCAAUCUUUACAUCCUCGACUCGAUGAAACUGGCAAAUCAUAUGAUCCGCACGGGUUCCCUAUGUCGAAAUACUACGAGGAUUAUCAAAGUCCCGGUGCAACCACGGGCAUGAAGCUUAAUAUCACAGCACGUGCCUUGGCCGUGCAAGCUCCAUACAACUGGGGCUCUGAAGAUAGUGAGAUGUCUUUUACUCGGCAUUACUUUCGUGCUCUUCUCGAGCGUAUUCUCGUUGAUCGAAAUGUUCUUGCGAAGCCCCAUGUGUCGGACAACACCUCUGAGGGAUCCCACUCGGCCCAGCGUUCCAUUAUCAUUGGAUCGGUUUCCAAGGCGGCUUACAAGUCAUUCAAUUCAUAUCUUCGUGCCGCUACGGUUAAAAUGAGUCAAGAUCCAAUAUAUGGUGCUCGGGUGCAGGAGCAUAUCGCUACCAUGACUGAUGAGGAAAUCCACCAGUAUGAAACCCGCUACUUUCAUGCGAAAAAGCAUAUCAGUGUUAUGUGGAGCUUGAUGGGAUUCAGUGCUCAGCUUGUUGAGGCUAUCAUUGUGGUGGAUCGAUGGCAAUUCUUACGGGAGCAGGACUCUGUUAAAGAAUGCUGGGUUGAACCUGUUUUUGAUUAUAGUGCCAGUCCACGCAACUUGGCAGUCAUUGGUCUGAAAAAGUGA
This is a messenger RNA of Penicillium malachiteum, 1860 nucleotides long. RefSeq lists its product as uncharacterized. NCBI's taxonomy places the organism in Eukaryota, Fungi, Ascomycota, Eurotiomycetes, Eurotiales, Aspergillaceae. The transcript has a single exon. The record is from RefSeq and is a predicted model, not a curated record. The coding region runs from base 1 to 1860 and encodes 619 amino acids.